UUUCGUGUACAUCUAUAAGGAGAAAGUAGCUCUAAGAUUAGAUACCAACUGUUGCAUUGACGGCUGUGUCAUCAAGUUUAAAUUUUCCUCCUGCUUAUAUAUAUAGCCCUCGUUUCUGCCUUGUCAGUUUGAAAGUGAAAUAUUUGUCGGAGAAUUUUGUCUGGGGAAAAAAAUUGUACCUAUACAAUAUGUGCUCAAAAUCUUCAGAAAUAGCUGCUGAUGAUUCAGUCACACAUCAACAAGGAAUUAACAAUCAAUUCAGAAAGAUUUUCUGAGCUUUGAAAAAGUGUUCGACGAAAUUAUAUUAGAGUUCGACUUCGCCAUAUAUAGCUCAAAGUCGGUGAUUUUGGAUUCAUUAGAAAAAGGCUUGUUUCAAAAGAAAAAGGUGAAAAGGCCAAAAGGGUGUUGAUAUUUCAUAGAAAAUCAACUGGGGUAGAGAUAAUAAUUUGUUUUUUCAGAAUUUUUCUAGUUUAAAAAUUGGGUACAAAUCAGUACAUGUGCUUGUUAAUAAAGGUGGCGAAUCCAGGAGAAUCCGGCGAGCAUGACAGAAUUCCAUCAACGGGAGGUGAUUCAGAAAGUACAACAACAACUACUACUACCACAGAAGGAGGAAUUCCGCAGCCAUAUGAACAAUCAUUUGAAGAAAUGUUGCGACAACAAAUACAACAAGAAACAGAGUAUUUGAUGUCUUCAUCUGCAACUCCGAUGUUUUCAGGGUAUAGUCAGACAAGGGAGAUGUCAGCAAUGGUAACGGCGUUAACGCAUGUUGUGUCGGGAAGGAGACAAGGAGAGUUGACUUACCGGCCGGAAAUUACGACAUCGUUUGGUGGUGGUUCGCCGUCAUCUUCGAGUUCAGGGUCAUGGGCUGGACAGAAGAGAAGACGUGAUCAAGAAGAAAGUGUUGCUGCAGAGCAAGUUCAAAGGGUUUAUGGAGGUUUUGGUGAAUUUAGAAGUGGAGAAUCAUCUUCCUCUGUUAAACCUGAAGCCUCAAGCAUGGUAGCACCACCAACCACCACAACCGCGGCGGCGCAACCAACACCACAAUCAGCGGAAGGGGGAGCUGAAGAAACAGGGGAAAGGAGGAAGAGAUACAGAGGAGUAAGACAAAGGCCAUGGGGAAAAUGGGCAGCUGAAAUAAGAGAUCCACACAAAGCAGCUAGAGUUUGGUUAGGCACAUUUGAUACAGCUGAAGCUGCCGCUAGAGCUUAUGAUGAAGCUGCUCUUCGAUUCAGAGGAAACAGAGCUAAGCUCAAUUUCCCCGAAAAUGUCCGCUUAUUACCACAACAACAACAACAAUAUCAACCCACAACAAGAUCAGCCAUUUCCAGCUCCUCAGCAGCUUCACAAUUCCCAUUAAUGGCUGCAGCAACAACUCCAUCACCAUUUUUUCAAACAUAUCAACCUCAGCAGCAGCAGCAGCAGCCGCCUUUUCAGAGUUCAGAAAUGGUUAGAGAUUAUUGGGAAUACUCACAAUUAUUGCAAAAUCCUGGUGAUUUUCAUGCACAACAAUCUUCGUCGUCCUUGUUAGAGCAAAUGUUGUUUGCUUCUUCAUCAAUGGGUCUUUUGCAUUCACACACAUUCCCUUCUUAUUCUUCAUCUUCCUCAUUAGCUACUUCCUCUUCAGCUUCUUCCCCUGCUUAUCCCCUGUUUUACUCUGCUCAACAAUCACGUUUCUUUCAGCCACCACAAACUAGUCAUCAAAAUCAAACUAGUAGCAGCACCUCCAGUUUUCCUGCACCUUUUUGGACUAGUUCAACCCACUACCCACCUUCUUCUAGCUAAUUUUCAUACUUCCAUCCUUUUUCCUUUUUUUUUUAUAUUUUAUUUUUACAUUUUUUUUUAAAAGUUAAUGGGUAUCCAGUUUUUUUUUUUGUUUUUUCUUUUCUUUGGAUUUUAGUUUUUGAUUUUCUUGUGUUUUGUAGUUAGCAGGUAGGGAGAUAGGACAUAGGCAAGGACUAAUACUGGCACUUUUAUUGUUGUCCUUAUUUGAAGGAUAGAUGGUUUUAUACCAAGUACAGUACAAGAAGAAUAGUACAAGAAAGAAGCAUAUCUAGGUUUUUAUAUUACCCCCACAAAUUUAAAUGUUGUUGUCAUUUUUGAUGAUUUACCAAAGAAACUUGCAGAUACCAUCCAACUUGUCAAGUUUGUUUGUUUUCUUCUUUCUGUUUUGCAAGUUACCAUCACAUUCAAAUCACUAUACAAUUCUAAUAGUGUUGAUGA
Molecule: messenger RNA, 2220 nt
Organism: Nicotiana tabacum (common tobacco)
Lineage: Eukaryota; Viridiplantae; Streptophyta; Magnoliopsida; Solanales; Solanaceae
Biological process (GO): ethylene-activated signaling pathway; regulation of DNA-templated transcription
Molecular function (GO): DNA binding; DNA-binding transcription factor activity
Source: RefSeq, a predicted model, not a curated record